Molecule: messenger RNA, 1886 nt
Organism: Nasonia vitripennis (jewel wasp)
Lineage: Eukaryota; Metazoa; Arthropoda; Insecta; Hymenoptera; Pteromalidae
Gene: p53
Product: cellular tumor antigen p53
Exons: 3
Coding region: 211-1332 (373 amino acids)
Biological process (GO): apoptotic process; regulation of transcription by RNA polymerase II
Cellular component (GO): nucleus
Molecular function (GO): RNA polymerase II cis-regulatory region sequence-specific DNA binding; DNA-binding transcription factor activity, RNA polymerase II-specific
Source: RefSeq, a predicted model, not a curated record
CAGGCUUCCACUGGUCCACUUCGCGCAGUUUCCGUGUGGACGCGUAAGCACUCGGUGUGUUGCUGCUGCCGCGGGUGCCUUGCUGCAAUUUGAUGCUGCGCUCCUCAGCGGACGGCGUUCCCAGGAAAGAAGAUAGUGCAAUAACGUAGUGAAGAGAAAGAGCAGGGCUGAGACUUCCGGAGGCAGCAUCCAUCGCAGGACGACGACACCAUGACGAGGGAGGGCUCGUCCCUGCUCACCAAUUCGCAGGAAGAACAGCUACUUCAAGAGUAUGCUACGACGAAUGGGACAAUUGACAUUGAUCCACUGCAAUUUUCACUGUCUUUGGGAAACCUAGGAGACGCAUUUGGCAGUCAUUCUUUUGCUAAUUGUGAAUACGUUAAUGAACAAACAAACGUAGAAGAGGACAAGCUUCAAUUGCAGCAGAUGCUCGCCAUGUCAAAUCAGCAACAAAUGGUGCAACAGAUACAACCGCAACAGCAGCAACAACCAUCAAUUGCAGCUCCUAUUUUAGGAAAAGACGAAUUUGCAGGAGAAUAUAAUUUCCAGCUCAUUUUAAAACACCAUCAAAACAAUGGAAAACAUUGGGUUUACUCUGAGAAGCUAAGCAAGGUUUUUAUCCAUAUGGAAGAAGUGCUUCCCUUGCAUUUUCAAUGGACUCCUCCAACAGAUGGACUGUGGGUUCGUGCAACAAUGGUGUAUAAGUUGGAUCAGCAUCGAAGCCAACCAGUGCAAAGAUGCCAUAAUCAUAUGGCACCAGAUAAUAACAGCAACCGUAGUUGUGAUCCACGACAACUAAAACAUGUCAUUAGAGGUAUGCAUGGUGCAUGCACAUAUGAAGAGGCUUCAAACGGUCAUCUAUCCGUACUUACUCCACUUGGAACACCUGAGGCUGGAAUGCAAAAUGUCCCAAUGGAUUUUGUAUUCUACUGCAAGAACAGUUGCACAAGCGGAAUGAACAGAAGACCAACAGAGGUCAUCUUUACAUUAGAAACCGAUCAAAACAAGAUCCUUGGUAGAAGAAAGUUGGAGGUAAGAGUAUGCAGCUGCCCCAAGAGGGACAAGGAAAAAGAAGAGAAGGAGCAUGAAAGUACCUUGAACACUGGCUCAAAGAAGAGAAAGUCCACAACCCUGAUGCCAGGAAUACCACCAGGAAAAAAGCUGUUGAUGGACAAAAAUGUCUUUGAGGUUAAUUUAAAGAUCUUGGGUAGGGACAAUUACAACGCUGUUAUUAGAUACGCCCACGACAUAAUGGCUGGUGCGGCCAUUCGAACAGGCAGUUAUGAUUUGUAUAAGCCUUACAUGGAGGAUGCGAUGCGAAAAUCGCAGUGAUUUGUUUUUUUUUCUUUUUUUAAAAGGGUGUAAAAUACCGAAAAAUAGAGUUUUGGUUUGUCAAGUUUUUACAUUGUGAAAAAAGUUUUAACGUAUUUUAACGUAAAAGCCGACAAUUAAUCUUUCUCAAGCAAUCAGCUAAAAUAUAACAUUCGGUUUUUCUUUUGUAUUCCUGGCAAGCCAAAAUUUUGCCAAAGUGUUUCUUAACUAUACGUUUGAUGCAAUAAUAAAGUUGGAAAAAAGUUUUUAUGAAAGUCAAAGAAAUGUUCAUCAGUAUUUUACAUCCUUGUAUAAAUUAGCAUGCGUUUUUAUAUUUAAUUUUAUUUUUAUAACUAUUAUAAUGUUAGUUUAAGGUGUCAUUCCAUAUGUAUCAUACACGCAAUACUUGAAUUUUCCAAUAUGUUUGGGUAGUGCGAUAAAUUAAGUAUUGAAAUUUUUUACUUAUUAUUUAAGCAUGAUCUCCAGUGUGCCAGAUACAAACCUAAAAUGUGCCUUUAAACAUUAAGACGAUGUUACUUACAAUAAAUAAUUUUAUUAUUGACUUUUCGAAGUAA